Galeopterus variegatus (Sunda flying lemur) is the source of this 2258-nucleotide messenger RNA. RefSeq names its product methylmalonic aciduria (cobalamin deficiency) cblC type, with homocystinuria (gene MMACHC). Gene Ontology annotation, molecular function: FAD binding; demethylase activity; cyanocobalamin reductase (cyanide-eliminating) (NADP+) activity. The record is from RefSeq and is a predicted model, not a curated record. Gene Ontology annotation, biological process: cobalamin metabolic process. The coding region runs from base 51 to 896 and encodes 281 amino acids. The transcript is spliced from 4 exons. Gene Ontology annotation, cellular component: cytoplasm. NCBI's taxonomy places the organism in Eukaryota, Metazoa, Chordata, Mammalia, Dermoptera, Cynocephalidae.
GUUAUCCUUGAGACUCCAUUCCCCAGCAAGCUCAGCGUGCAGCUUGGGCUAUGGAGCCGCAAGUCGCAGAGCUGAAGCAGAAGAUUGAGGACACAUUGUGUCCUUUCGGCUUCGAGGUUUACCCCUUUCAGGUGGCAUGGUACAAUGAACUCCUGCCUCCAGUCUUCCACCUGCCCCUGCCAGGACCUACCCUGGCCUUCCUGGUACUCAGCACGCCUGCCAUGUUUGACCAGGCCCUCAAGCCCUUCUUACAGAGCUGCCACCUCCAACCGCUGACUGACCCUGUGGACCAGUGUGUGGCCUACCACCUGGGCCGUGUUAGAGAGAACCUCCCAGAGCUGCAGAUGGAAGUCAUUGCUGACUAUGAGGUACACCCCAACCGGCGACCCAAGAUUCUGGCCCAGACAGCAGCCCAUGUGGCAGGGGCUGCUUACUACUACCAGCGACAAGAUGUGGAGGCUGACCCGUGGGGGACCCAGCACAUAUCAGGUGUGUGCAUACACCCCCGAUUUGGGGGCUGGUUUGCCAUCCGAGGAGUGGUGCUGCUGCCAGGGAUACAGGUGCCAGAUCUGCCACCCAGAAAGCCCCCUGACUGUGUACCUACAAGAGCUGACCGUAUCACUCUGCUUGAAGGCUUCAAUUUCCAUUGGCGUGACUGGACUUACCGGGAUGCUGUGACACCCCAGGAGCGCUACUCAGAAGAGCAGAAGGCCUACUUUUCCACUCCUCCUGCCCAACGCUUAGCCCUGUUGGGCUUAGCCCAAACCUCAAAGGAACCUAGCCCUGCAUCCCCCAGGCUUCCCUUUACCACACUCACCCCCAAGGCUCCAAAUCCCAGAAGAGCCAGGGGUUGGCUCAGCCCCAGGGUCUCACCACCUGCAUCCCCUGGCCCUUGAUACCUUCUUCCCCUGUGGGAUCUUUAUUUAUGGUGGUACUUGCUAGGACUUAAUUGGUUUUGACAAAGCAAGAGAGGCUUUUUUUUUUCUAAGAAGUUUUAUUUUGGGUACGAGAUAACUAGUUUUCAUAAUUAUAGACAUCUUCAAUGAGGAUAAUAAGGCACAAGGAAGUCAGGUUUGGUCAAGACAAGUCAAUGACCAAGGCAGAAUCAGAAUUCCUACUUGCCUUGGAAUACAUGACACUUGCCUCUGUUACUAAGAUUCUACCUGUUACAGGGCCUGAGGGGCAACCAUCCCCUAAAUAGAACCCACCUCUUAGGGUUGCUGUGGGGAUUGAAUAAAUACAUGUAAAGCACUUUGAAACAGUGCCUGGCAUGUAGUAAGCAGUAUGUUGGCUGUUACUAAAAGCCCUGGGAAUCCUGCACUGUUGCUCAUAGGUCUAGCCUAGGUUCUGGAGGGGUGGACAGGUUUGAAGUAGCUGAUAAAGCUGUGUCUGGAAUGGCACCACAAGAUACACAGGAGGAUUCAGUUUUGAAUCUACCCUAGUCUCAAGAACCCUCAAGGAUCCUAACUUCUCCCUGCUGACAACUUCCCUCAGGACAGUGAUGUGGAUGAGAUUAAAAAGGACUGUUCUUGAUGAAGGCUAGAAACCAGAGAAGGUGAGAAGUGCUCAGCAGUCUACUUCUGCUACUGAAAGCCCUACCCAAGGCCACCAGCCCUGUGUUUUACCUUCCCUCCCCCUUUAAGUUCAAAAGGGAUAAAAGUCUAACUCUGUUCUUUUAGAGUAGAAAAAGCACUUAUCAAAAGAGGCCAAGCUUCUGUUUCCCAUGCAUCCCUCCUGCCAGUAGUGUAAACACAGAAGUCCAAGUAAUCUCAUUGGGACCUUAAACUGCAACCCAAUCCUGGCAUAAGUUACAGUGCCUGGCCAACACUAGAGUAGGGCUGGCUCUUCUCCCCUAGAUGUAGUGAAACGAAAUGUAACACCUUGGUUCAGUUCCAUUCCCUACGUCUACCUCUAUUUCCCCUCAGUACAAUUCCAUGAUUCUGAGCCAGGUCACGCCCAUUUUCCCAUAAAGAAGCAAAGCAAAGAGAAAGGAAAGGAAAGGAAAGCUCUCCAAGUCAAAGGCUAAUGCCCCCCAAAAUGAAGAAUCAUCAAGGUUUCAGUUCAAGUUUAAUAGAAACUACAAAAGAUCAAUGGGCUGAUGUCCCACUACUUGUACAUCAUACACAUCAGAUGGCCUCCCCACAACACAGCUCAGGCCAUUCCCACCCAAGGGAAGAAAGGCUGGCCUCCCAAACCCCUGUAGGAAGGGCGUGUCCUGUAUCACACAUCUUGGCUGAAUCUAAAGUCUCAUGUUUUAA